This is a messenger RNA of Panthera uncia (snow leopard), 8842 nucleotides long. It is a transcript of the gene ZNF502, whose product is annotated as zinc finger protein 502. Gene Ontology annotation, molecular function: DNA-binding transcription factor activity, RNA polymerase II-specific; RNA polymerase II cis-regulatory region sequence-specific DNA binding. Gene Ontology annotation, biological process: central nervous system development; regulation of transcription by RNA polymerase II. NCBI's taxonomy places the organism in Eukaryota, Metazoa, Chordata, Mammalia, Carnivora, Felidae. The transcript is spliced from 2 exons. The record is from RefSeq and is a predicted model, not a curated record. Gene Ontology annotation, cellular component: nucleus. The coding region runs from base 1700 to 3328 and encodes 542 amino acids.
GUGCAAGUGGGGAAUGGGCAGAGAGGAGGGAGACGCAGAGUCCGAAGCAGGCUCCAGGCUCUGUCUGUCAGCACAGAGCCUAAUGCGGAGCUCGAACUCAUGAACUCUGAAAUUGUGACUGGAGCUGAAAUCAGACACUUAACUGUCUGAGCCACCCAGGUGCCCCGGGAUAUGUUUUUUGUUUAAACAGUAGAUAUACUCAUGUUACUUUUUGCCCCCAAACCUUUUCAUAUUCCUUUUGUGGCUUUCUACUCACUUUCAGGUAAAUUCCUUAAACUGUUUUUCAGGGUUGGAUUUGAUCUGGCUUUCUCUUGCCUCAGGCUUCAUGUCUUAUUUUUGUGCUUAAUAAUUUGUCUUACUGGAUCUCUUUUUCAUUUUUCCAAAGUACUGAGCAGGAUUCCUUUUGUGUAUCGUUUCAUAUCUCUGGUAUAUUCUCUUCUGUCCUUACCUGUUUCAUUCCUUUUUAUCUCUUUUUCAGCGAGGCUUUCUUUCCCAGACUACAUCAGGGCCCCUCUGCUCUACAUUCCAGCAUCUCAUAUUUCUACUUUUGUAAUUCCCAUAAUCGUAACUACACUUUAAUGUCUUUGUCCAGCUGUAAUGUAAGUUCUGGGCAGGUCGGGGCACGUCUGACUUUUUCUUCACUGUUUCACUCUGAUUGUACUGAAACCCCACUCUACUUCAUGGUUCUCUAUAGGAUUGUGUUGUGGGUUCUUUGUAUGCCCCUCUUAUAGAACAGGAUCAGGAAAUCCCAGAUAGAAUCCUCUUAAACCUUUAAAAUUUAGCACAGAGCCACAGGCUUUGGAUGAGAAUACCACACUACCAGCCUUAUGUAUUUCAGUAGACUUGUGCCAUGCAUACAUGUGUUUUGAGCACUCAGUUAUGGUAAAAUCAUCUCUCUGUCUUCCUUUUUCCUUGAAAUAAUGCUUCAGAUUCUUCUUUUCAUUUCAGGGUUAUAUGGAGAGACAUUUUUGGAUGAACAGUUGUGAUUAAAUAUUAUGAACAUGAGAAACUCUGUACUAUUUUUGCAAUUUUUUUGUAAGUGAAAAAUUAUUUCACAGUUUAAAUGAAUUUUUUUCCCUUUUAAACUGCAGCCUACACUCUUCAUGUUGAGCUGUGCCUGAAGAGAAACUGUUUAGUUGAUCUGACCUCUAGAAGAAAGGGCAAUCAGUAUACUUUCAAGUUGUACAAAUAGAGUUCCCUCACUGCUGUCCAGCUCCAUAGCAUAUAGUGGAGACGAGUGGAUCAGACUUUAAAGCAUCAGCUUUACUGUGAGGCCAUUUCCCUGUGCAACUUUUGAUUAUAUUGACUUUUUAUAUGGAUUGUUGUAUAUAAAGACAGGGCACUAAUUAACGUGAAUGCUUCCAUCCGCUUCAUAGGUAUCAUUCUGAUUUAUUCAUCCAGCGCUUGAGUGUUUGCUAAUGUGUCAGUCUGGCCGUCACUUUUUAUACAGCUGACCAAUGGAAUUUGUGAAGCUGGAAGGCUGGAAGCCCACUGCAAUUUGUGCUGAUGCAGUCCCUCUGCUAGCUAGACAUUUUGUGUCAGUUAGUAGAUCGCGUUCCUAGGCAACCAUUCUUUCUCAUUUUCCUGUUUACUGGGACAGUGAUAUCCCCUCCCCCACCUUUGUUCCCCCCUAUGAGCAGGGCUCCCAGUUUUCCAACUCUGAAGUGUUUUCCUAUCAAAGCAAAGAGAGGAUUUGUGGAUGUUGAAUAUGCAAGGAGCUGAAGAGCAAGAGCUCGGAAGAGAGGUUUGUGCAGAUUUGAUGAGCAAGUCUGUUCCAGAGCAGGAUGUCUCUGAAAUUGAUUCACCAGGGAUAGUAGCAAAGAGAUUACAAGACGAUGCAUACCAGGAUUCUACAUUUGGAGAAAAAUAUGCAUGUGAGAGCAUGAAGGAAAACCCUGCUGGAGAGGUUCCUGGACCAUGUCUUUUCAAAGAAGGAGGUUUUGGGGGAAUGACUUUUAUCCACAAGGAAGCAUCUCCUGAAAUGAUUAGCCAAGAAUAUAAUUUUGAGAGAAGCUUACUUUUGACUUCAAGCUUUGUUACGCGUCUCAGGGUUUCUACACAAGAGAGCCUACAUCAGUGGGAGACAAGUAGCAUACACACCAAUGAGAUUUCAGACCAGAGUAAAUGUCCAAGCCUCUCUGCACAGAAAAAGCCUUGGGAAUGUAACGAAUGUGGAAAAGCUUUUACUCAGAGCUCAUCCCUUACCCAGCAUCAGAGGACUCAUACUGGAGAGAGGCCCUAUGCAUGUGAGGAAUGUGGGAAAGCCUUUAGUCGUAGCUCCUUCCUUGUUCAACAUCAAAGAAUUCACACUGGAGUAAAACCAUAUGGAUGUGAGCAGUGUGGGAAAACAUUUCGGUGUCGGUCAUUUCUUACUCAGCAUCAGAGAAUCCAUACUGGAGAGAAACCUUAUAAAUGUAAUGAAUGUGGGAAUUCCUUCCGCAAUCAUUCACAUCUCACUGAACAUCAGCGAAUUCACACUGGAGAGAAACCUUACAAAUGUAAUCGAUGUGGGAAGGCAUUCAAUCAGAACACACACCUCAUUCAUCAUCAGAGGAUUCACACUGGUGAGAAACCUUAUUUAUGCAAUGAGUGUGGCUCUUCUUUUCGUAAACACUCAAAUCUUACACAACACCAGAGAAUUCACACUGGGGAAAAACCCCAUAAAUGUGAUGAAUGUGGGAAAACUUUUCAAACAAAGGCAAACCUCUCUCAGCAUCAGAGAAUUCAUACUGGAGAGAAACCCUAUAAAUGUAAGGAAUGUGGCAAAGCCUUUUGUCAGAGCCCAUCCCUUAUUAAACACCAGCGAAUUCAUACUGGAGAAAAACCUUAUAAGUGUAAGGAAUGUGGCAAAGCGUUUACUCAGAGCACCCCACUCACUAAACAUCAGAGAAUUCAUACAGGGGAGAGACCCUACAAAUGCAGUGAAUGUGGUAAAGCCUUCAUUCAGAGCAUUUGCCUCAUUCGGCAUCAGAGAAGUCACACUGGAGAAAAACCCUAUAAGUGCAAUGAAUGUGGGAAGGGCUUUAAUCAGAAUACCUGCCUCACUCAGCAUAUGAGAAUUCAUACUGGAGAGAAGCCCUAUAAAUGUAAAGAAUGUGGGAAAGCCUUUGCUCAUAGCUCAUCUCUUACUGAACAUCAUAGAACACACACUGGUGAGAAGCUCUAUAAAUGUAGCGAGUGCGAGAAAACUUUCCGCAAGUAUGCACACCUUAGUGAACAUUACAGAAUUCACACUGGUGAGAAGCCUUAUGAAUGCAUUGAAUGUGGAAAAUUCUUCAGACAUAGUUCAGUCCUUUUCAGACAUCAGAAACUUCACAAUGGUGAAUAACCCUGGCAUUCAGGUUAUGACAGCUUCUCUAGAAAUAGUGACUAGGAAUCUGGCUGGGGCCAGGGCGGGGGGCAGGUACAUUUCCUGGAGGGAGCACCGACUGUUACACUCAGAAGAGUAUUUCCAGUUACGGAGGCGGGAGCUUGGAGAAUGCAGAGCCUACAGCUGGGCAUCUGGGAAUUCAGGGUAGAAAGGAAGUUCCCUGCUUUUCAGAUGAAUCUUUGCUGCUUGCCACUUCUCCUUGUGACUUUCAUACCUGGAGGUGCCAUUGUUAAGUUAGCACUUGUGUUUCCCUUACUGCACUCCUGCCCCACCUUCCCAGCUUGUGACCUGUGUUCUCUGGCCAGUAGGCUGAGGUGCUUUCCCAAACAUUCAGUGUGAAAGUGGCAAGAGUUCUGAGGUAGUGCUAAGUAGCCUCCAGGUAUCUGAGGCUGCUUUCAACAUGCGAUCUGUAGAUGUGGUCUCAUGAAGGAGAGGCGGAAAUAAGGGAAAACAAAGAAUCCUUAUUCAUUCAUUCAACAAAUAAGGGGGUAUGUGGCAAGCACUGGGCUUAUGUCUACAGAUAUGUUAGUGAAGAAGGCUUUUCUCGGGGUGAGGGAGAUCUUUCCUGAUCCUUUCAAGAUGGAAGGCAAUUUGGGGCUAAAGUGGAAGUAGGAGGUCAAGAGAAACUUAUCUUGAGCGAUGCCAGUUUGGAAAGGGAGUCAGGUCUGCUCAGAGGGCCAGGAAGAGGAAUGUCCAAACUUUGUCCCAGAGGAACACUGACUUACCCAGGAGGGACAUAGUAUGUGCUAGGCUGCUGGUGCUGAGGGACAACGUCCAAACAACUGUUAAUGGGUGUUUAGGGAGGAGAAACCAUUGGUGAUAAAGACAGCCUUUUAGGUUGGCUGGAUUCAGGGCUGCCGGACCAGUCCUUAAGAGAAUGUUGGUCAUUGUAGCGGAGAGGGCUAGGUUUCAUUUAAUUAUGCCAUUGGUAGCUAUAAACAGAUUAGUUAGGUUUCAGAUGUUUCCAUUUUUAUUGGCACUAUCUUAUUCUUGGAUAUUUUACCCUUCCCUGUAGGUUAGGUGUAAUCAGGGAAACACUGUCAUGGGAUAAAUUUGGAAAGUGUUCUAGAGAGAAUUACCUCUUUUUCAAAUCCUUGAAUGUUGAGACAGCAUAGUUAGCCACUGACUAUGAUGGUAUUUUAUUCUUUUAAGAGAGAAGGCAUGUUUUUUUUUCCUUUAUUUCCUUACUCCCUUUCAUGUUCUUCACUGCUACCCAGACCUUGAGCUCUGAGAGAUGAGGUGAGGAUAGCCGUUGUCUGGUAUUUGGAAGAGUUUCUAUGCUCUGAAGUUCAUACAGUUUUAAAAAUAAUGACUGUUAAAAACAAAGUCAGUUGAUUCUGGAAUGGUUGGUUACUUAGAACUCAGUAUUAAUUUUUUUCCAGAGCAACUGUCUUGUAAGUAGUGGUUUGAGCUAUUAAUUACCAUGAAUAGGAACGUGGCAGAAAUAUCACUCUCUUCCUCUCUAGCUGUGAAGAGUAUAUUUUCAAAACCUGUCACAGGGCAACUAAUAAUUGAGUAAAUCAAUGCUUUAUGGACAAAAAAACCCUGUUAAAACUUCACGUUCAUGAAAAGUUAUAUUAUUGAAAGGAAAUAUUGAUGUAUUUGUACUAAGUGAAAAUAACGCUACAGAAUUCAUUGCUGGCACAUACUAAAUAUGUAAUAAAUAUUUGUUGAAUUAAUAUAUUUUAAUCAAACUUUGCCCACCAGAAACUUUAGCAACUUCCUGGGUUAUGUAGGUGUUUAGAAUAUUUAUACACUACUAUCUUUAGAGUCUUGAGUUGAGAUUAGAGAGAAUUGGGAAAGUUUUCUUAAGGAAGAAAUGGGAAAUCUAAGGUUGAGACAUCUCCAACUUUUUGUUCGAAAGCUUUUUAAAAAUAGAAUAGACACAACUCUUUUUUAAAAUGGUACCAUUUUUGGGUACCAUUUUCACUUCCUGGGAAAACAGGAAGGAAAGGACCUUGUCAUCUUUCCACUCUCCUUAUCCCAUAUUCUCACACUUGCAAAUAUUUGCUCCUGGCAAAAUUCUCUCAUUCGCUGGCCAACCAUGUGCCUACUUACUCUAGCUUGGCCCCAAAUCCUGGAAAUGCCCCCUCUGUCACUCUUGUACUCAGUCUUCGUAUCCAAGCAGCCACUGUAUCCUGCUUACAUCUCCUAAAUCUCAAAGCCAUUUCCAUUGCUACUGCUUUAAUCCACUCCCCAGUUUAUUUCCUAGACCAUUUUCCUAUUUUCCCAGUCAGUCUUCCAGUUACCCCACUAGGCCGUCUUUCACAUUUCUUCUUGAUGGUCUUUGAAAGACACAACUAGCAGUGCUGCUGUUACCUCAGAAUAUUCUAGCCCCUUAAAAGGCAUAUAAGGCUCCUAUGUUGGCCCAUGCCUACAUCAUCAUUCUCAGGUACCAUUCCCUGCAUUGCAUGCUGUUCCAUUGUGCAAAUUCCGUGAUUCCCCAUCACUGCUGGACUCAACUUUGGCACCUUUUGCACAUCCUGUUUUUAUUGCCUCAAUAUCCUUCCUUCUGCUUGCCUGGGAAGCUCCCCUCUGUCACUUGUGAACGUGCUCAUGCAACAUCUCCUUUGAAGCUGUGUCUGGCCUCACAUAUUUUUUAUUUUUGUAUUUUAUAUCUUCAUUUUGUUUAUCAUGUUACAUUGUAAUGGCUUGUUUACAGAUCUUUUCCCACUGAACUAUCAGCUCUGUCAAAGCUGGGGCCAUGUGAUAUUUAUUCAGGUUUGUAUCCACGGUCCCUGGAAUUUAGAGUGUGUUCAGUAAAUAUUUGUUGAGCUACACUAAAACGUUGAGUCAGACAUUUCUCCAUGCCUCCCUGCCAGGCUAUAACUUAGGUCCACAGUUACCAGCAGAAAGGAGGUGUGGUAAGUAUAGGAGCGUGUCCAUGAAGUAUUUGCCAGGUGCGAGAACUCCAAACCGUUCCCCAAGAUACAGAUGGUGUGGUUGUAUUAAGCAGAGGGUCUCUUAAGAGAAAGUAACCUUUUGUAGCAAAAAACCCCCCAAAACUCCACUUGUUAUAAAUUAGCCAUUUAAAUGUCCCAUCACAAUUUAACCGAGUAUUUUCAGACGUCAUAUUGAUGUCAGGGUCAACUGGGAGAGACAAAUGCAGCUGUAGAAGCACAACCACUUCAGCUGGAAUAUCCCUGAAAUAAGCAGGAGCUGAAUAGUGAUGCUGGCCUGGCAGGAGAGCGAUUGAGCUUAGUAGCAAUCCCAACCAUGGAGACGCUUCCUGAGCUCAUGGCUUUCCUUGGCUGGGGAUGAUAAAGAGCUGGAAUAUGUUGCUUAUUCUCAGUGUGAUGAAAUUUAGUAUGUGAUUUCAGAAGGACAUGGCAUGAGGCCACAUCAGAUCCUCAAAACUAAUAGAGACAACAGGUGGUUGGACUUGCCCAAGGUCACACCGCUAGUAAGUGUCAUGUGAAAUUUAAAUUCCUGUAUCUUUUUUUGCUUUUCCUUCAGAUUUCUCUUUAUUGGUCAUACUUCUGUUCCAUGAUGCCCCUUUAGUUGUUUAUUAUAGAGUUGACCACUUAGGGCUCCACUCUUGCCCUGCUUGUGAGGAUGGGAGGAGAUUGUUUAAGAUUAUAUUUAUUUUUAAUGUUAAUUUUUUUUAUUUUGAAAGACGGCACAAGUGGGGGAGGGGCAGCAGAGGAGAGGGACACAGAAAGGAUCCCAAGCUGGCAAUGACACUGCCAGCACACAGUCUAAUGUAGGGCUUGAACCCACAAACCGUGAGAUCAUGACCUGAGCUGAAGUCAGAUGCUCCACUGACUGAGCCACCUAGGUGUCCCUUAAAAUUUUAUUUUUUAAGUAAUCUCUAUACCCAAGAUGGUAUAGAGAUUGUGGUUCAAUCCCAAGAUCACAAUCCCAAGAUCAAGAGUCACAUGCCCUACUGACUGAGACAGCUGGGUGCCCCUGGGAGCUCCUUUUAGAUGAAAAAGCUUUUUUGCCCUCAGACCUUCCUGUGUGUGAGUGUGAGAAAUAAAAUGGUUUUGCAUUUUGAUUUUGCCUUUAUUCGUACAUAAUGCAGAAGUGUAGCUUUGACCUCAGGUGGCUUCGGUUUCACUCUCCUUCAGCUACUGGCCACCACAGGACUAAGGUCAUUUUAGUUUUGUGGAAUGGUUUUGGUGUCCACUUCCUCCCUCACCCCCUUCCAUUUUCUACCUCUGAAGAAGCUCAGCCCAAAUUAUGUUAAGCCCCAGAUUCAUAUUUCCAGUAAAUUGCUCUGCCUAGGGUACCCCACUCUAGUUAGUUGCCACACAGCAGAGCCUGCUGAGUUAGAUUCUUUGAAGCCUAAAAGUUAAGGAAAAAUGGUUUGGCCUAGGCUCUUUGGCCUGUGGGAUGUUAGGGCUUGCAGGGGAAGAACUUGCUACCUGAUUUCAAACAUGUGCUGAGAAUGUGACACUUGGUAAAAAGUAAGGGGAGCCCAACAUUAUUGUUCCCUGGCAUGUCAGCUGACAGUUCUACAAAGGGUUCUUUUUUAGCUGUACAUGGUUAGCGAUGACCUUAGUAUGGGGCAUCUCCACUCCUAAUUUCAGCCUCCUGAGGGGACUUCAUUUUGGUAAAACAGCCAGGCUGGAAGUUUGAGCAGAUAACUUCUCUGCUGCAUCUCAUUCAUUUUUUUCAAGUGUUUAACCCCCUAUGAAUUAGCCACUAGGGAUAUGGUGAGCAGACAGCCCUAUUUUCCAAGGCUUGCAGAUCAAACGCCUGGAAGUGGAUCACGUUCCCUAUUACCCCGCCUGAAAGCGGAUUAGGUGCCCUGCUGCCCUUCAUCCCGGGAAUCCACUGUCAAGAGGUGCCUGGAUGUGCAAGUACUUCCUGAAGGAGUCCUAGGCAAGACCUGAAGUUUUGCAGCGGGGGGGACCGGGGCCUUGCCUUGAGGGCUGGGAAGGUCCCUUGAAGCCAAUGCUGAACAGAGGGCUGCUGGGAUUUGCGGAGCACGAUGGGAUGCACAUUUACCGAACUCUUCUGAAGUGCCAGGAGGUCUUAGUAGUAACACAUACUGACUCCAUUUAAUAUUCAUGAUAACCUUAUGAAAUUUGGUACCACUAUUCAAUUUUAGAAGUCAGGAAACGGGGACAGAGAGGUAAAUAAAGUAACUUGCCCAAGUUUACACGCUGAGAAUCCGGGACUUAAGCUGAAAACAGACCUAUUCUUUCGGCCAACUGUUGAACAAAGAUCCUUAAGCAGAGUGUGUUUGGGGCUCCUGUGAGGAGGCCACUUUUCCGGCAGGUGAGAAUGUAAGGAAGGCUUACGCCCGCUUUGUGAAACCCUUGGGAAGACCUCCAAAAGGCAGUGACGUGGAAGAGUUUUUAGGAAGAUAAAUAUGGCCAGGUUGCAGAAUGAGUAAUAAGAGCGCCUCUUUGGCCGGCCACCAGCCUCUCACCCUUUUGGUGUCCUUACAGUGGGAGGGAGCCUGGUGCGGUGGGUUUGCGGGCUGUUUCCGCAGCGGCGGCUCCCGAGUCGGGCUGAAGCCUG